AUGCCUGCCAUCGCUUCCUUCCCUCGAUCGCUCUACAAUGACUCUCCACCCGAGCCCCGUUCACGCACUCUGAAUAAUCCCACGCUGCUCUACAGCUGGUGGACCACCAUGUUCUCACUGGUCAUAAUCCUGUUCCGCGUUGGCGGUCGCUACAUCAGAAACGAGCAACUGUUUACCGAAGACAGGGUCAUGGCUUUCAGCAUCAUUCCCCUCAUGGCCAGAAUGGGCUUGAUACACGUCGUCCUCAUCUUCGGUACCAACAAUGUGGACACGACGGAUCUGAUGGACCCAGUCAAGAUACACCAACGAGAGAUUGGUUCCAAGGCCGUGCUUGCUGCGAGGAUUUUCUACGCCUUCUUCAUCUGGACGGCCAAAUUCGCCGUUUCCGAGUUCCUCAAGCGCAUGACGGAGCGCUACUGGAAACGAGGCUACGAGUACUGUCUCCGUGCCCUUCGCGUCUUCCUCGUCGUUACCUUCUUCGCCGUCGUGAUUUCCACCCUCACCGAAUGCCAACCCUUCAACCACUACUGGCAGGUUAUACCUGACCCGGGACCGAAAUGCCGCCAAGGUUACGCACACUUGCUCACCAUGGGCAUAACCGAUAUCGUUACUGACGUCUUCCUUGUCGUCUUCCCGAUCCCCAUCAUCCUCGGCUCCGGUAUGCCCUUGAGGCGAAAGAUAUCCCUCGUCUUGCUCUUCUCUCUCUCCCUCGGUCUGAUCGUGAUUGUCGCUGCUCGAAUCCCAUUGGUCAUCCAACGUCGUGGAAUCCAGCAAUUCCGCACCGUCAUGGCAUCCUCCGAGAUUCUGGCGGCAACCUUCGUAUCCAACGCCAUCGUUCUCGGCUCCUUCCUGCGGGAUCGAGGCGUCAAGAAACCAAAGUACAAGAGCGGUUCCACGACUGAUAGUCUCGAUCGCAGAUCGUCCACCCGCAGGCCCACUCUAUCGCCGAUUGACAGUGACGAAUAUCUGGCUCGCUCAUUGGGGUACCGCACAAAUCCGGAACUGAGGGAUGACAAGGCAAAGGCAGCACGUCCAGCUCCAGUGGCAGACCUGAGCCUCCUUGAGCCUGCGCCAUUCGCUGGGAGCAACUGGCGUUUUCCCGACGCGAAAUCGAGCGAUGCAACGCAUGUUGGGGUCGUCGUUCCCAACUCGUGGCCCGGCGAAGACCCUCAUCCCAGCCCCCGAUGUGGCCGCAGAGUAUCCUUCUUCGACGCUGGAGGUCUUCUGAACGAGGCUCCGAGCUCGGGUGUUUCGCCUACGGAUUCCAUCGUCACCCACGACUUCGCUUUUCCGGGGCCAAGGCGUCCAUCCAGAGCGUCGAGCUCGCUUGCUUCCCAUGGGCGAGCCCAUGGGCUCCCGCGUCGCUCCUCCCAUGUGUCUCAGCAGUCUGAUGAUUCGGGGAUGCCCACACCUGCUGCUGCGCAACUACAGGAUUUACGUUCCAUCCUGUCUGAGGGCAAUGAGCAAGGACCAAGGCGAGAGCACCCUUCCACCCUCCCACCCAUUCAAGAUGCAGGUGGACUUCUUUCUUCUUCUUCCUCUUCCUCUUCUUCGCCUUCUUCUUCGUCCACGUCGACCCCGCCCAAGUAG
Westerdykella ornata is the source of this 1590-nucleotide messenger RNA. RefSeq lists its product as uncharacterized. Bases 1 to 1590 code for a protein of 529 amino acids. The transcript has 2 exons. Lineage: Eukaryota; Fungi; Ascomycota; Dothideomycetes; Pleosporales; Sporormiaceae. The record is from RefSeq and is a predicted model, not a curated record.